Molecule: messenger RNA, 2727 nt
Organism: Onychostoma macrolepis
Lineage: Eukaryota; Metazoa; Chordata; Actinopteri; Cypriniformes; Cyprinidae
Gene: matcap2
Product: microtubule associated tyrosine carboxypeptidase 2
Exons: 7
Coding region: 203-1738 (511 amino acids)
Source: RefSeq, a predicted model, not a curated record
UCCAGACAGAAGAGAUUGAGCGCGCUCUCAUCAGAUCCUACAAGCGGAGAUUUGCGAACUACAGCGUUACUCUGCGCUGGACAUAUGCAAGAUAUUACAACCGCGUUACUGAGUAUUUGUCGCGUCGUUUGUGCGCUUCGUUGUUUUAUAUAAACACAUUUGCUUCACGGUUGAAAAGUUGAGGCUGCGCAGCACAAGCGAGAUGAUGCUUGAAUCCAUUGAAGUUACUGAACGGCUCCAUUGGCCAGAGAUGGAAAUGUCUAAGAGUUGUGUCCUAAGCCCCAUGGAGAAGCCCGUGAGCCCCAGUCAGCUGCGUCUGGAGCGCAUAUCCUCUGGCGUUCUGAAGGACCUGUUUAACACGGCCACCAGCAGCUACAACACACUGCUGCAGAAAGAGUCAGAUGCUCAGGAGAGCCCUAAACACUCCUCCUACAAGUGCCCCAAACGAGUCUCCACGGCAAGGCAUCGCGACAGACCCCUGCCGACCCUUGCACCUCUAACGAUGAGUGGCCUGGCUUUUGGUUGCAGAGACAGCAGGCACGCUCAGUCGGUGUUCUCGUGUUUCUCCACCAGCAGUUCCAAGCAAACUAACAGCAUCACCAUGCUGGGCAGUGCCAUCCGCCUGUCCCCCUGCCCGAUCCCCAAGCCCAAAAACAGCUGCCCGGCCGGCACCAAACUCCCGCAGCUGUCCAGAGUGCUUCCUGCUGCUCGUGAUGUAGAGAACUCAAUCAAGAAGCUCUGCAUCCUCACUGCCAUAAAGCCAUCUAAUGUAGAGAAAGAGAAGGCCAGGUUUUUCAAAGCAGACUUUAAAUACAAUCCUCAGUUUGAGUACAGCAACCCUCUGCCUCCACAAAUACUAGCAAAGCACAGCACCGCUUCAGACCACUUCCUCACACAGGCUGUGCGGAUCAUGGAGUUGGCCUUGCAGAAAUACGGCUCCUAUGAGAAGUUUGAACAGGCUACUGGAGGAAACCUCCUCACCAAGAGCCGCAUCUCGUACCAUGUCAAAAAAUACAUGGAGAAGGAAGGAUGCAUGGGAGAGAUUGUGGUUAAUCUCACUGAUGACCUCCUGUCCAGAGCGUCUAUGACUGUGGUGAACAGCAGACCUACACUCACCAUUAACAUCUCUACUGCCAGAGAGCAGUGGCUGGAGGGGAUGCUGAGGCAUGAAAUCGGUACGCACUACUUCCGCGGCAUCAACAACAGUCACCAGCCAUGGGGCAGCAUCGGCGGCAGGAAGAAACACGGUCUGCGGCCCAUCAAUCCCACUGAGGAGGGUCUGGCCAGCAUCCACAGCGUGCUCUUCCGCAAGGACCCCACGCUGUGGCGCGCCGCCCUGCUCUACUACACCGUCUACCAGGCCAGCCGCAUGUCCUUCUCACAGCUGUUUCACAACCUGGGCCGGUUCCUGCAUGACCCCAACACUCGAUGGGACUACUGUGUCAGAGCCAAACGAGGACAGACCGACACGGCACUGCCAGGUUGUUUCAGUAAGGACCAGGUUUAUCUAGAUGGCAUCCUGAAGAUCCUCAGACACAGAGACAAGAUUGACUUCCAGCUGCUCAUGGCUCUGGGAAAGGUGUCGUAUGAGGACGUGGAGCGCCUGAAGAGUCUGGCUCUGAUGGAGCAUGUGCGGAUUCCUCACUUCCUGCAGGACCAAGCGCGCUACACCGAGCAGCUUCAUAAAAUCAUGGAGGUCAACCAGUUAACCGACGAGGAGCUAUGCAUACUUAUCUGAACAUGUGACCUCUGACCUCCAGCAUCAAUCUCACAAAACCUGUCCAGGUCAUACAUUACCAUUCAUAAACAAAAACAUGUUCAGGUCAUAUUUCACUAGAAACUAAAGAAAGAUGAAAUUACUUUUAGCAUUAAAUAUUUUUGAAUUUUCAAAUUAUUUGAAAGACACUUAGGGCCUCUCGCCUCAGAUUCUUGUAAUUCUCGUACCUCAUUUAGCUUAAAUUGACAAAAAUCUCAUUUUGAUUACUGUAAUGUGAAAAUCAAUUAUAUUACAGUCAUUAAUCAUUACCAAUCUUACAAAACGUAAAAACAAAUGACCAAAUUACAAAAUGUUACAAUGCAAAAAAAUCGUAAUAGUUUUAAAGCAGGCUCAAUUUUAGCUCUAACCGCCUUUUUUCUUUCUGAUGAGCUUUGCCCUGAGGUGGAUUGAAAAAUAAAGAGAUUUCUGGGAACAAUCAGUCUAUAUAGGGGCCUAUGGAGCUUUAUUUUUGUAUUUUUUUUUUAUAGCCAGUGCAGAGCAUUAAGUCCCUUCUGAAGGUUCUCAGAACGUGUGCAUUCUCUAUUGUGGGGCCAAAUUACAGAUUGCCAAACAUUCAUAUGUACUACAAGUUCCUUAAGCUGUUUAUUUCCUGAAUUUUUAUGACAUUUUAAUUUGUGUAUCUUAUAAACUUAUUAUAUGAUAUAAUUGUUUUCAUAUUUUUGAUGGCAUGUAUUUAACAAUAUAACUUGCAGAUGAUUUGAAUUUUAAACAGCUGAUGAUUACAAAAAGAGUCAUUUUCUGGGUGCCAAAAUGUUAACCUUUGUUUAAAAAGUGUCCUUCGUGGAAGUAGACAGUCCUAAAUGUCACAUACCAAAUAUACAGUAUAUGAAUAACAUCUCACUAGCACAACUGCUCUGUCUUGACUGUACUGAUGAUUUUAUGACCCAUGACAACUUCUCAAUAUGAUCUUAAUAUAUCUAAAUUAAUCAAAUAAAUUCAUGCCUUGCAUU